This is a messenger RNA of Symbiodinium natans, 1545 nucleotides long. The record is from the annotation of a GenBank genome assembly. NCBI's taxonomy places the organism in Eukaryota, Dinophyceae, Suessiales, Symbiodiniaceae.
AUGGGUGGCGUGAACUUCGUUGCCAAGUGCUGCUAUGAUACGAGCUACAAUGCACGGGCACAGACAGGCAAGAAGACAGUGAUCAUCACGCACGGGAUUGCUGCGUGUGCGCUGCAAAACCGGAUCUUGCCAGGAACCGACGCGGGUUGUUACCUCCCGUGCUGCCGAGGUCCGGGCUGGAACCUGGCAUGGGCGUCCAUAGAGGCGAUAGCCACAUCCCCUGAGCUUCUACGGAAUACCCUGGAACUGGAGCAAGUGGAGGGCAUGCUGAAGAGUGGGCGUCGAGUCUUCGUCACGAAGGAGCAAGACGGGGUUGAGGUUCAGCCUUAUCCUGGCUUAGAUGGAAUCGCCGCGAUCAACCCUGCCGAAGAAGUGAUGGUUCCCGUGCUUUACGAGCUCAUCGAGAAGCUCGUGGACAGCUAUCGCCUUCAGUCUGCAAACUAUGACUGGCGGCGGUGGGGGGACUUAAGCUUCAUGGAGUGCUAUGCAGAAUCCCUGGCACGGCAGGUGGAGGAAGAGUUCGCGCUGACGAAGCAGCCGGUGACGCUGAUUGGCCACUCCAUGGGCUGUUCAGUGCUUCUGUAUGUGCUGAGCUGCAUGGGCAGCACCUGGCAGCAGAAGCACGUGGAUAAAGUGAUCUUCAUUACCCCAGUCAUCAUGGGCUGCCCCAAAGGUUGCUCUGCAUACUGUCACAACCCCAUUGGCAUUCUCUCCGGCCUGGGCACCUUGCCCGAAGCGGUCGAGAAUUUCUGGAAGAAGGCCACCAUCUGCUCCCCUGCCAUGGGGUGUUUGCUUCCCCUAACAGUCGGAGAUGUUGAGGCCUUUGACAGAAGCCAUCAGAUCGUCGUGACACCUGCACGAGGUUACACAGCCCAGGAGGUACCUGAGUUUCUGGGAGACAUGAAGAAAUCCUUGGGCCGAAAUGCUGCUCGAUUCGACUUCUUCCCCUAUGCCUUGGAGACCUGGGCACACCUUGUGCCGCCGGCUGUCCCUACACAUUUCCUGUAUGGCAGGAAUCUGGACACAAUCAACCAGCUCACCUUCCAAAGCAACGACUUUCAAGACAUUCCCAAGGUGACAGAAUACGUUCCAGGCGAUGGAACGGUGACUGCGGACAGCACUGAGAGAUUGCAUGCCGGAUGGGUCGCGAAAGGUGCGACGGUCUUUCUCCAUGGUGCCCCUCAAGGUUGUCAUGAUGAGCAUCUAAAGAUCGUCUCCUCUGAAUGGCAGUCGCCACAGGCGUUACUUCGGUCGCUGGGUGAGGAUCCGCUGGAUUGCUUUUGGCAUGACUUCGAUCAGUACCUGGAGAAGGUCCAACCCGGAGAGCGGCGCCAGCUCAUCCGGCAGAAUUUCAUGGAGUUCCACCGAGGCAUGGUCCAAAAUCCCAGCUUGGACGAGCUGGAGGAUCUGGCCAAAAAGAUCUACGACUAUUUUCAGGAAGAGGAGAUAAAGCGAGCAGUUCAAACUGCUGAGGCGGUGAGUGCUGCAGGAGCAAACUCCUCAGCUACUGGAAUGCGGCAGUCACACGAGUUGCCGCUGAAUUAG